GGCGCUUCAUUCAUUCACUCCUCGCGAUAGAGAAAAAUUGUGGAGAGAAUUUGUGCACACGGGAGUAACUGUUGUUUUUUUGAGACGUCGUUUGUUUUAUUUAUGCCUUGACUAAAAUGGAUGUAAGGCCCAAAAGAAGCUCAGAAAAAUCCUGUGCAUCUCUUCUGGAAAGUGACGAUGAUGAAGAAUCAGGAGCAGAGAGCUUCCUCACAGAUGAGGAGAUGGCUUAUCAACAGGGACUCGAUCCGGCUGAGGAUUUAGAUGACGAGCAACAAGAUGCAGAAGAGCCAAACACCUCUAGGAAAGAUCAUGGACAUGUGCAGCCUAAAGAACGAUCUCAUUCACCACACAACAGGGCCCAGGGAGCCAGGUCCAGGCAAGCACAGGGUUCACCAAGAGACCAGAAAAAAUCCAGAUCCAGAUCUCCGCUGGAGGCACGCCCACAGCCAAAACACUCAGCCGCCUCCUGGAAAUCUGAGACAGAACCUGAUGUACAUCCAGAGCCAAUGAAGUUUGCCCCAGCAAGACCUCCUGGUCAUCAACUGAACUCAAACACUAUAUACACUCCACUGGACCUUUUCAAACUGUUUUUCAGCAAUAGUGCAGUUCAGACCAUUUGUCAAAACACAAAUAAACAAGCUGCUAAAAACAUUACAAAAGGCAAAAAAUAUUCUUGGACCGACAUCAACAACAAGGAGUUUUUCAAGUAUGUGGGACUGAAUUUCUUCUUAUCUUUGGUGAAAAUGGAUACUAUCCAGGAUUACUGGAAAAAGAAUACUAUUUUCAGUGUGCCAUUUCCAGCCAAAGUGAUGCCACGGGACAGGUUCAGGGUGAUAUCUUGGAACAUCCACAUGAGCGAUCCUGAGAAAGAUGCUGAGAACGACAGAAAGAAGGGAACACCAGAAUAUGACCGGCUGUUUCGACUGAAGCCCCUUAUGGACACCUUCAAAGACGCUUGCAGAGCAUUUUACCAUCCUAGGCAGAACCUUUCAAUUGACACGAGGAUGGUGGCAACAAAGGGCCGAAAUGUAAUGCCAAGAAAUACCAAAGCCAAGCAGAAAUUCAAAUGCUUUGUUUUGGCAGACAGUAGCAAUGGCUACACCUUGGACUUUUCUGUGUACACAGGAAAGUCACAGUUUGCCCCAGGUGUUGGACUUGCAUAUGACUCUGUCAUGUCCCUGAUAAAGUCAACAUACCUGGGCAGUGGCUUUCAUCUGUUUGUGGAUGAUUUCUACACCAGUCCAAAACUCUUCAAUGAUCUGUUUAGCCUGAAUAUCGGAGCAUGUGGCACAUACAGAGAUAAUAGAAGAGGAUGUCCCCGCACAUACUCAAAUGCUCUGAAGAAAAAUGAUCCUACAGGCACCAUCAGGUGGAUCCGUGACGGUCCACUGGUUUUUGUGAAGUGGAUGGACACUCGUGAGGUGUCUGUCUGCUCUACAGUCCACGAGGCAUUCUCACGAAGCACUGUGCACAGGAGAAUGAAAACUAAGAAUGGCAACUGGACCACCAAAUCCAUCCCAUGCCCAACACCAGUUAUGGAAUAUAACAAGCAUGUGGGAGGGGUUGAUUUGUCUGACCAGCUGAUCCAGUCCUACUCCGUACAUCACAAGAGCGCGCACUGGUACCGGACAUUGUUCUUCCACUUCCUUGACAUUGCAGCCACAAACAGCUUCCUGCUGCACAAAGAGCUCUGCGGAGAGAAGCAGGAGGAACCUAUGACCUACAAGGCCUUCCUGCUGGAGCUGACAGCCCAGAUGUGUGGCGUCACAGCCGUGGUCCCUCCUGCGCAGGGACACAGUGGCCACUUACCCGUGGCAAUCUCUGAUCAACGUGAUGCAAGCAAGAAGGCCACAUAUGGACGCAGGAACUGUGUAAACUGCAAGGAGAAAAGGGGGGGGAGGCAGGUAACCCCCUGGAAGUGCAUGGAGUGUGACGUGGCCCUCUGUCUAAUUCUAGACAGGAACUGCUUUCAGGAUUGGCACAAGUAACACUUUACACACAAAAAACACUCGGAACUCUGAAAGAAAUAUAAAUAGUUUUUGAUAUUUGUUGGCCACAAUGUUUAUUUUUCUCUGAUCGCCAAGGCCUACGAGAACAAAAGUCUUGUGCACUGUAUACUAAAUAUCAGUGUGAUUCAAUUCCCAUUUUUGUUUUUCGGUUGAAUCUAUUGGUCAUAUAACUAUUAAUGCAUUCAUGUGACAGCACUGCAGCAUACAUAUUCUAGUAGCCCAGUUUGUCCUGAAAAAAAAAACACCAGUGCAACACGACUGGGCAUGACAGUGUUGAGGUUAUACAUGCGUUAUUACAAAAAGACACCAGGCGAACCAAAAAUAGGAAGAAAUGGCUUAGACCAAUAUGUGUGGGAGAAAGGGAGUGAGGUGUUAAAAUGAAAUUUAGGUCUCCACAGAUUGGAAUGUUUUUUCUAAAGCUUGGCAAAACACGCACACGAGUAGGAGGUUAAGACACACAGGAGGAGAAGGAGAGGACAGCCAGUUUGUCCAUACAUCCAGUGUUUAAUAACAGCCAGUCCUUCUGUCAAUCUAUUAAUCAAUCCGUCCAAACUACCUCAAGUGGUCAAUUUAAUCACAUUUGCAGGAGCAGCACAGUUUUUGUGUCUCAGUGUUGUUCCCACUGUGAGGCCAGAACUCUACAAGAUGCCUCUUUUAAAGAAGUAAUGUCCUCAUAAAUAAGGUUAGUCUGUGUUCAUCAGCACAUUCUGUGAUAGAGGGUUGAAAUGUAUUUUAAUACUCUAUGGCAGAAUUCCUACAGUUACUUUUGAGAUUUCUCAAACAAAUGCCCAAUGCAAAGAGAGUGAAAUACCCUUUUCCACCAAAAUUAGCACACAUACACAGGUUUUUUAAACACAGUAAAACCCCCUAAAAACAGGCUAUAGAAUCCUUUCUUAUUGCCUUAUUGUGUGUGUGUUUUUUUUCUUGUGUGUCACGUUCGACGUCACAGAGAGGCCAGAACAGGUAAACAGUAGGGAACAGCAUGGAGGCCUGUAAAAAUGUUGCAGUAGUUUCUUCUUUAUAUAUUUCUCUAACUUAUUCUGUCUCUUCUUCAAAGUAUGUGCAGACUAACUUGGAACGAUGUUUGGGCGCUGUUUGGAAGUUGAUGGACGGUAUUCUGUGAUGGAGCAUCAUUGCAUCUUGCCAAUAAAGGGGUUAAAAUUAACGUGUUCAGCUGGUUGUUGUGUUCGGAGCUGGAGCUGUCAAAUACCUGUGACUAAAGCAGAUUCAAUUCGGUUGUGAGUGCUGAUUGUAGCCUUCCCAUCACAUACAAAACCAAGAUAUUAACGGGUGUUAGUGGGGGUUUUUGUGCGGUGAUAAAGGGGCUAUAGCGAUAAUAUAAUAGGAGCAGGAGAGCCACACAUUUCACAUUUAGGGUAAAGCAAAAUACUUUUGUUAAGGUUGUGUCCUUAUGAUAUAUCUCUUCAUGUAUGACUGUCUAAUUUGGGUACACCAUGACUCUAGGCAAAAAACAGGACAUCUUCACUUUUCCAAUAUUUAACCAAAACCAUACAAGUUCCCUAAUGUUAACCAUCUUUUGUUGAGGCCUAAACCUGACCUUUUGUUAGACUGAGGCAGGCUUUGUAGCAAGUCAGGACGGUAUCCUUGUGAAAUCCAGCUGCCUCGCAAAGCAACGUGAUUUGUGCAGACCAGAGUUGGGUAUAACGCGUUACAAACUUUUUGCUGUAACGAGUAACCUAACGCGUUAGUUUGCUGUUUGAGUAAUCAAAUACUUAAGUACAUUUUCAAACAAGACAUCAGUUACUUCCGUUACUUUUAGAACGCUGGUCCUUCAGCUCAGAAACAGCAACAGCUGUCGUUUGGUUCUAAUAACGGAGAUAACGUUAAACCUAUCAGUCUGAAAGAAGCCACGGAGCUUGU
Messenger RNA from Epinephelus moara (kelp grouper), 3890 nucleotides. RefSeq names its product piggyBac transposable element-derived protein 4-like. The coding region runs from base 117 to 1988 and encodes 623 amino acids. The record is from RefSeq and is a predicted model, not a curated record. The transcript is spliced from 2 exons. Lineage: Eukaryota; Metazoa; Chordata; Actinopteri; Perciformes; Serranidae.